Messenger RNA from Doryrhamphus excisus (bluestripe pipefish), 964 nucleotides. RefSeq lists its product as uncharacterized. The record is from RefSeq and is a predicted model, not a curated record. Gene Ontology annotation, biological process: nucleosome assembly. Gene Ontology annotation, cellular component: nucleosome. NCBI's taxonomy places the organism in Eukaryota, Metazoa, Chordata, Actinopteri, Syngnathiformes, Syngnathidae. Gene Ontology annotation, molecular function: DNA binding.
UCGUGCCCCUGAAGUAGGCACGUUUCUGAGAAUGAAGCUCUGGUAAAAGCGGGAAGAAUCUUAUAAAUCCAGUCUCCACUUCCGACAGACGCUCCCGCCAAACAACAGCCCACCUGGAGAAUCCACUCGCUCUCGUCUGAUAGGGCGUGGCCAGCCUACAAUGGUCAUGGCAUCCACAUCGCCGAGGAGAAAGAGGAAAAUGGCGUCCAGCCUGGUUCUAAAUGCCAUCUCCUCGUACGGGGGGCCGACAGGGGUGUCUGUGGCCGGGGUCAGGAAGAUCCUGAAGGCCAGUGGCUACGACGUGGUGAGCAACCGAGGCAGGAUCGGCCUCGCUGUUCGGAGAUUGGCGCUCAGGAAAUACAUCAUCCACACCAGAGGCAGAGGAGUCAGGGCCUCGUUCAAGCUCAACACCUACGCCUCUGGUCGCAGGAGGAGGAGGAGGAGGCGGGUGGGUCGGAGGAGGAGGAGGAGAAGGAGAAGGAGGAGAAGAAGGAGGAGAAGGAGAAGAAGAAGAGGCAGGAGGAGGCGGAGGAGGAGAUACAGGAGGGCCCGCUCCAGGAGAAGACGCAGGAGAACCUACUCUCGGAGGAGAAGGAGAAGGUCCACGAGGAGGAGAAGGAGGAGGAGGAGAAGAAUUGCCCCUAGGAGGAUCAGGAGAAUCAGGAGGUACCGCAGAAGGCGCAGGAGGACCAGAUCCAGAAGGAGGAGAAGGAGGAGGAGGAGCAGAUCCCUCAGGAGGAGGAGGACAAGGUCGUACAGGAGGAGGAGGAGAAGGAGAAGAUACAGCAGGAGACGAUAAGCUUCCACAAGUCAUCCAGAAGCUGGACUAUUUGAUAUUUUUUGCAGUGCGUUCUUGAUCUUCAUUGAGUGUGUUUUUAAUCAACUUGCUGUUUAACACCAUGUAAAAUGCCACUGUAAAAAAACAACAAAAAAAACAAUAAUGCAACAUAAAAUAAAAAUGAUU